AUGGUCAAAGCAAUCACUCUCGUGUUAUUUUCUGUAUCUGUAUUAUCUUUGGCCCAAGGAUUUUCGCUCACUAUUUUACACACUAACGAUAACCACGCGCGGUUUGAAGAAACAAACGUCCGCGGCUUCCUAUGCAAUCCCAGCGACGCUCAAGCGGGCGAGUGUUAUGGAGGAAUGGCUCGCAAAGCAACGAUGAUCAAAAAAAUUCGAUCAGAGACGAAAAAUGUGCUGCUAAUUUCUGGCGGAGAUGUUUUAACCGGAACAAUAUGGUACCGAGUUUACCGCGGUAAUGCUACGAGAUUUUUCAUGAACGAACUUGGGUAUGAUAUCAUGGUGAGUAAAUCGAGUACCUCAGCUUAACAAGGGAUAUGUUUUUAUCCCUUGGUAGAAAAACGGUAACUUGUAGUUCAGGUUUUUCAGCUAAUGCAGAGAGUUUGCUCCUCUACAGGAAAUAGUUUAUUGUUCAGCUAGUGAAGACCGUCUACUUCUUUACAGGAUAAAGGUUUUUUUUUUAUAUUCAGGUUUUGGCUGCCUAAACUUCACAUAAAGCGCACUGUGGUACAACGCCCGACAUUCGAGCUUAAAGAAUCGUUAGUACAUCGGCUCUCCUUGAUGUUACGAAAUUCAAUCGUGAUCGCGUGAUGUCGUGAAUCGUUUCUCUCCUGAUCGUGUAUGUAAACCAUGUAUACUGUCAGUCGAAGUAACACUCGAUUUCAAUCAUAUUACAAGUAUCCAACAGAGAAUUUAGAUUCGAGACAAACAAGUGCGAGAGCCUUUGCGUGUCACCAGCUAAUAUUGAUAAGAAUAGAUAUGUCAGAUAUUCACGUCAGAUAUUGUUUCCUUCGUUUUAACUCCGUGAAGUAAAGUUGUAAUGAAUUUGUAGCAUUGGGAAAGUUACCUCUGUAAAUGUAAACUUUUCAUACCUUCCCAAGAGAAUUGCUGUGCCAUGUAUUGGAGUAAAUCUACAAAAUAUUCGCAGACUCCUUACCACGAAAUAAGGGCUCAGUACGCAGAACCUUCACACUUGAUUUUUUUGUCGGAGUUGAUGUAAAAGAUUCUUCACAAUCAGUCGGACCAACAACGGGUCCCGCGAGGGGAGGGGGGUACUUAGCAGAAUUUUAUACAGGGAGGCUCCGCACCGAGGUCUGACCCCUUAUACCCUUUAUAUGCCAUUUUUGACAGAAGAGUACCCCUGUUGACAAAAGGUGUCCCUUUCACAUACCUAGUUUAGAAUUUUACAUUCCUCUUAACUGCUGUAAAUGCACUAUUUUUUAAACAGAAUAUGAAUAAAUUACAAAAACAGAACGUUUUUUCCACUUUUUCAUAACCACAAAAUGCAUAGCCCCGGCCCUUUAGGCCUUUUAACCGACCGAAAUGAUAGAUUUCCUUACCCUUUCAUACACUUCAUCAAGUGAAAUCCCUACCCCUUUCGGGCGGACCCUCCCUCCCCUCCGGCAACGAGUCACUGCUGUACUUUUUCACAGUUUGUUGCAUAAAUAAUUUAUUUACAUAGCUUUCGUCAAUCACCACUGCACUCUUACUGAUUUCACAAUUACGUAAACAACUGCUUUGAAUUCCCUCCGUGACAUAAAUUGUCAACAUUCAAGAGGCCAGAAAAACAUGAACACAAACACAAACACAGCCCUGACGAUAACGUAUUACGUUCAGCUGUACGUUUAUACGUUAAUACGGGCUUAUUCUAUUCUGCGAAACGGAACGAAACGAAAUGAAAGAUAUGGUGGAUAGAGAAAAAAUGCUUAUUAUCCUAAACAAAGUUUAAGACAACAUUGACAACGUGUUUGGAAGUAAUCGUUCACGAAUAAUGACGGAUUUUUACCUUUUUCGCAAAGUAAAAAUUUCACUAGAAUUACUAUCUUGAUAAAUGGCGUUUUUUUACCGGAAUUGACAGCGUGGAAUCCAAAAUCCAAGACCCUGAAGACCGUCUUGAAUAACCCUACAUGGGGCGAUAGAAUUAACAGCUGUCUCAGUUUUUAAUUCUUUUCUCGACAGACCCUUGGAAAUCACGAGUUUGAUGACGGCGUUCAGAACUUGGUGUCCUUCAUCAGCCAUCUGAAUUUCCCAGUUGUGGCCUCAAAUCUUAACUUCACCCAGGAACCAUUGUUGUCCAGCACACCUCCCCUGAUAGUCACUUCCAAAGUUCUUAAUGUUAGCGGCGAGAGAAUUGGCUUUGUGGGAUAUGUAAAAAGGGGAUCGACACUGUAAGUUAAUAAGGCACCACACUUUUGCUUGUUUUUAAGAAAUGGACAACAACUUUAAGUUUAAAACAAGACAUGUUUCGAUCGUUCAACGAUCACCUUCAGUUGUGAAUUCGUUUGCAAUUAAUACAAGUAAUGACGUAUGAGUUAAAACGUGAUACAAUUCAAAAUUUCGAAAAAAUUAACGUACAGUUUUAAGAUGCGCGAGACAUGGAAUAACACUUGCGCGAGCACUACACUUAAUACAAGGAAGAAAAUUGUAAAAAUUGAAAUAAUUACAAUGGUUAUAACACAAAAUGUUAUGAGAACAAAAAUAUAUAUAUACAUAUAUAUAAAAUAAACUUAAAGAAUAAUAUCAGAACGAGAGAGUUAAGUCAGCAUGUUUCAGCUGUUUAUUUAAAGUGGGAUUCUCCCAUUUGAUGUGCAUUGCCUCCUUCAACAUAAGUUGUAGUUUGUUGGGUGCACAAUCCACGAUGGAAAAGCAGUUCUUAUUAGCUAGACAACGACAUGCCUGGGAUUGCUGCAAAUGCUGAUAAACGUAUGAGUUCCUAUCCCUGCUUAGAUGCUCACGAACGCACGUCUUUUGCUUGUGUUUUCACAUACAUUUUGAGCUAAAAAAUUCCCUCUUCCUUCAAUGUUGGUUAUUUAGACCUGGUCCUGGACCUAAUAUCAAAUUCCUGAAUGAGGUAGAGUCAGUGAGGAAAGCUGUAGAAGAACUCAAGCGACAGAACAUCAACAAGAUUAUUGCCAUCGGUCACUCAGGCAUCGACAUCGACCAAAAAGUAGCCAAAGAAGUUGAUGGAGUGGAUAUCGUGGUAGGAGGUCACGAACACGCCUUACUUUACACAGGUAAACAACUGUCCUUAACCAUGCUUUACCUGUAUCCCUAAGUUUACGGUAAUCCUGCCCCUGCUCCUACCUUAGGGAUAAGGGGAAAGGAGAUUUUAGAAGGGGAAAAGGAAGAGGCUGGAAGAGAGUCUCCCAUUUUCGCUUCUCUCAUCUCCCUUUCCCCCAGGAAACGCCUUAUAAGCAGGCUAAAGAAGCACUCGCGUUGCUUAUCUGCUACCUAACCAGUACGCAUGCGCACGGCAUAACCCUCUACUUUUUGCGCUUCACUAACUCACCAAAAACAAAAGAUUAUAAGAACUCUGGGUUAAUAGUAAAGGCAUGAAACAGAAUGCUAUUAACAGAUCAACCUAAGCUCUGAAGUAUUUUUCAUAGAGUUCUUGCAAUUUUCUCGUUUAGUUAACGACAAAGUGUUUGAAUAAGACUGAAGUUCUCUCUCCUCUCUCGACAAAUGACUUCAUUAACCAUACGCUUUUAACCACUUACAAACUGAUCUUUUACGUAAAUGUCCAAAAAAACGUAGGAAAAACCAACAAGUAACCGGUAAAGCAUAAAUAAACUAUCUUCAACCUGAGCUCUGAAGUACUUUCAUAGAGUUCGUCCAAUUUUUCUCCUUGGACCUACAAUCAUGUACAAAAGUCUUGGGACACUUUUGCGUUUCUGAGGCGUUUUCCAAUUCACACAGGUCCAACCCCCCUCACCCCACAAACAAUGUUGGACGCGUGUAUCCAGAAUUUUUUCCGAGUUUCAACUUUGUAUAGAGUGGGGGAGGGAGAACUGCAAGAAAAUUUCGAAAAUGAUGCGCUGUUUUAAGAGGGAACUGAGAAAUGACAGAAAAAUAUGAAUAUUGCAGUACUGUCCCAAGGACGUUUGUCCAGGAUUGUGGGUCUAUCAACUUCGUCACUUUGUGGCAGAUGAUCAUCGUCUCUAAAUGACCUUUGCAUAUAAAAUCUUCUAGAGUUUUCAGCCCAGCCCUUCCUGAUGGCCAUUGGACUCUUUCUUACUUAGGUUGAUCUUAUUUUGGCAUUUUGUUUUGGCUUGAUCUAAGCUGUACGGUACAUUAAAAAAUAAUCACCAACAACUACAACUUAAAAAUCCACAACCCUGGUCAAAACGUCUUGGGACACUUGAGGAAAUUAGGCACAAAGACGCACUUUGCUAAAUUAACUCAUAUUCUACCUCUUAAAAAAGCUUGGGGAUGUUGUUAUAAGGCGCUAUUUCUGCUGCCCCCCUCUCCCCCAAGCAGUGUUGAUUGUGUUGAAUUAAAACUUGAAUGCAUAACGUCAACACUGCACCGAGGGGGAAGGGGGGGAGGGAAGAUGCCUCAAUUUGACGAGCUAUUGCGUUAGUGUCCCAAGAGUUUUGACCAGGGUUUUAGCUUUAAUUUGUGCAAGCUUUACCGUGCGUAAAAAUUAUGGCUAAUCGUUGGGUUUUAACCCUGCUUUAUCCAGGAAAACCCCCAUCAAUAGAGACGCCUUACGGUCCAUACCCUAUGGUGAUUACACCCAACAGCAAACCAGAGGGAAAAGUACUUGUGGUUCAGGCGUAUGCUUUCAGCAAAUACCUAGGGAAUUUAAAGGUUGAUUUUGAUGACAAUGGCGAUUUGACCUCUUGGUCUGGUAAUCCAAUACUGCUGGACAAUUCUGUAGCCGAAGACCCAACGGUUCUGAGACAGGUUCAGGAUUGGAAAGCUGAGGUGGCUAAAGUUUCAGAGGUAAGAUUUUUUUGAAACUUUUUAAUUUUUGUCCUUAAUCAGCCUGUGCAAAACAUAGCGGAGAUACAACAGGCUGUGACGUCAACUUCUUGAGUUUAAGGCUGAGGAACGAACAUCAGUUUUUCUCUUUUGUCGGAAUCGUUCAUACUCGUGGAAGCAUUAAGGCGCAAGAAAAAGAAUCAUUAAGAUUAUUCAAAAAUUCUAUCGUAUCGCCUGAGGAUUUUUCGUAUAUACUAAUUUUGACAGGAAUGGGUUGCCCGCGGGCCCGCACCUAUAUCCUCUCUCUUGUUUUCAAGUCAAAAUUCGUUAUUUUCCCGCUAAUUUUCAAGACGAACCUCUUAACCAUCGUUUAUCAGAAAAACUUUUCGCUUUUUACUUGCUGUUUUGACCCCGAAAUGAUUCCCAAGUAACUUUGGAAUGACAACUGAAACAACUGAAACAGGGGAUUUUGGAAGUUGCAAAAAUGUUUUUAAUAGUACAAUUUGGUACAAUCCCCUGGCGUACUUCCCUAUGAAAGUGACGGUGAUGCUUCUCGGAAAAUUCAUAUUAAACCCCCAAGGGAGACCAAUGUAGGUGUGGCUCAAACUUAAACUGACCCCUGAGGUAGAUUUUUGUGUAGUCAGUGUCAGGGCAUUUUUUGUAAAUUUCUUUAUACGCAAUACCAGGCGAUACCUGAAUUGGCAAAUAUAGUAACUUUCCAUCCCAAACACCUUAAGUGAGACCAAAAUCUGCAAUUUACACUCUGAAGCGAGACGACGGAAAUCCCGAUCGUUUUUACAAUCUAACCUCCAUAUGUGACCACCUGUCGUAAGCGACCAACUUCCAUAACCGACAUCCUAUCCAAAACACCAAAAUUAUCCAGUUAAAAUUCUCUCCUUCGAAACUCUCGUAAAUAACCAUUUCUGAUAAGCGAGCGCGAUCACUAUUUGGGUUGACAGUUUUGAACUUUUUCAUUGUUUUUAACCCUUUAAGUCCCAAUAUAGUGACCAACAUCAAUUUUCUCCUAAUGAUAUCCAUACAAUGUCAAGAGAUUAGGUUAUGAGAAUUAAUAUAAUGAUCACCAAAGAGAAAAUGCUUUGAUCUUUUAUCAAACUCUCUCAACUUAUUCUUUAAAGAAAUGUAUGGAGAUCAGUUUGGAGAAUUUGCUUGUGGCUAUUGGGGCUUAAAGGGUUAAAUUUCUUGUAAGCGACCUUUUGACUACAACGAUGCUUUUGACUACAACGAUGCUUGUUUACGUUCUCCAUAAAACGCGAAAUUAGGCAUUUUCACGUCGCAGUCGUGCAAAAACGGGUAAGAAAUGUACAAAAAAGUGUGAUGCACGUGCAAAGUUGUUGUUUUGCUUAUCAAACCUAUUAUUUUUAUGACGUUCUCGUUGCCGUCCGCGUGGUUGGCUCUUAAAGUCCCUAUUUUGCCCGCGUCGCAGACGCUCUAGACCUUCUGUCCCGGGGGGGGGUACUGCCAUAUAUGGGCUCUAUAGGUAUGUGCCGCUGUGAAGGGUAUGGUUUUCAAACAGUUUACUCUCGGAUAGGGUAUAUAAAUCAGAGCGUUUGGGUCUAGAAUAGGGUAUCAUUUUUCAGGAAACUGAUCACUUGGUUGAAGAUUUAUCUAGACUAGGGAAACAGCUACUCUAGGAUAGGGGGGAUUUGGGGAGUUUACUCUAGUAUAGGGUAGCAAAAUUCAGCUGAACUAGCUCUGGUAUAGGUUAAGGGUUCCAGGGUCCCAGCGGCACAUCCCCACCCAGAAAUUCCCCCCCCCCCGGGCCUUCUGUAUAGAGCAAAUAGUUUAGAGAAGUGCGUGGGCCGGCUGUAACACGAGCUAAUGGUUCAUGACAAGAUUGGAAUCCUUUAUUUUUCAGGUCAAAGUGGGGUCCAGCUUUGUUUUCCUGUACGGAGACAAAUCAGUUUGCAUGCUCAAAGAAUGCAAUUUACCAAAUGUUGUUACAGACGCUAUGGUAUUUCAUUACACCAACACGAACAACUCACACACUGAUGCACAGUGGACUAAUACAAGUAUUGCAAUUCAAAACUCCAACAGUAUUCCUGCCUCUAUUUAUCCAACUGAAGAAGGUAUUUCAACAGGACGGUGCUUCAAUACAUGGAAGCAAUGCUCUUUGUUUGUCAUUUGCCCUAUAGGUGCUUGGAACGUUCCUCGUUACACACAGUAAUUUUUUAAGGAGUUACUAUAACUCCAUUAAAUGGAGUAAACAUUUUAGGUACAGGAUAACCCCUUUUAUUGGGUUACUUUAACUCCUAAUUUAACUCCAAAUUUGGGGUCAUUUUUACUCCUAAAAGAGAGCUCUUUUUAAUCCCAGUCUGGAGUUAAAAUAACUCCGAAAAUGGGGUUAUUUUUACUCCUUACAUGGGUUGUUUUUACUAUUUUUGGAGUUACUUUAACUCUGAAAGUGGAGUAAAAAGUUUAGGUACAGGAUAACUCCUUUUUGGGGAUUAUUUUAACUCCUCAAUAUCUGGGGUCAUUUUUACUCCUGAAAAAGAGUUCUUUAAACUCCUUUUUGGAGUUAAAAUAACUCCCAAAAAAAUAACUCCACUGUACGGAGUUAAAUUAACCCCACUAGAGGAGUUAUAAUAACUCCUUGAAAAUUACUGUGCAGUCAACUCCCUUUAAAGAGGACACUAUAGGGACCGCGAGUUGGUGUUCUCAUUAGCGAGUGUCCUUUAUAGCGGAAGUUUAUUUCAGUCAAACAUCAGUAAUUCACACAAUAAUUUUCAAGAGUUAUAACAUGCGGAAAAUGUCUGUUCAAACCGUUACUAUCAUUACUAUCGGUAAUGAUCUUGGGCAUAGCUUCAAAGAUAUUUGGUCGCCAACAAAUAGCGCAUAACUGCGCAAAAUAUCGUUCGCGCCUCGCCUUCUUCAUCGUUUGUCUGAAACUCUCGGUUAUCUCGUUACCUCGAUUGCCUUUCACAACGUCCCCUUUAAAGGAGUUGAUCUGACGAAAUUGUUUCCCCUCCUGUAGCUAUUACAGUCUUUAAAGCUUCACUUUUUUUCAGGUGCUAUUACAUACGGUCAUAUUGUGAAUAGCUUCCCGUACAGAAACAUAGUGGAUCUUGUAGAACUGAAAGGAGAGGACCUUGCCCAGGUUUUUGAACAAGUGGCGUCUUUGUAUGAUAAAGAUAAACCAGACAUAUCAUUCCUACAAGUGUCAGGUAUCUUUAUUCUCUGUUUCAAAUAUCACACAAAAAUAUUGAAGGACAAAGAAACAAACAACAACAGAAACAACAAAACAAUGCCAAGGCAUGGAAAAACUUCUGAAAAAUGACGAUUUAUACCUUAAGACACAUACACUUUUACACUGUUUACAGGUAGCCAUUACGACACCUGAAGGAGGAUCAUGAGGUUAUUCGGCCCUAUAUUAAGAUCCCUCCUUACAGAUAACCCACACAGCCCAGGAAAGGUUACGUUGGCCACACUACCACUGUCUACGUUCCCUACUAGGGAGCUUAAGCAAAGACGUUUUUGAGCGACGCACGUCAACCGGAAGUGAGGCCUUCUCCCUUUUUAUAUGCCUUGACGCUAACAAAUUUGUAUUGCUGAGUUUCUUUACUCUUUUAAAGAACAUUUACCCGAGAGUUUCAACCAAAACACUCCCCAAUGAUACAAAAAGUCCACUUCCGGUUGACGUCCGUCGCUCAACAACGCCGUUGCUUAAGCUCCCUACUCUUUUCGAACAGUGGUCUGGGUUCUUUUACGUCCCACAUGAACUAGAUCAGUGAAAGUGCUGUGAGCCUAGACCUACGGCUUUUCGUCCUUAUCCGAGAAGACUAGAAAGUCUAACCGUUUGCAUUACAAGGCAGCACUUUCUUCUCAGUUAUUUAAAGACCCUGAGUGUUGGUCCGGCGGGGAUUUGAACCCGCGACCUCCCACUCAGCAGAGCGGCGCUCUCCCAACUGAGAUAACCGGUCGGCGAAAGACAAAACAUGUAUACUUCAGCUGCUAAUCUCUUUUAUCAUAAACGAUUUUCAUUUGGCUUACUCUUAACGGUUAGCAAAAACCUUUAAUCAUUUCGAAAUGACAUCUUAACAUCUACUGUUUCAAAACACAUUAGUUAAUUCAAAUAAGCGACCUCUGACCUAUCGCGUUUUAAAGCGUAAUGAACUCGUGUGGACCGUCAUUCGCAAUUCCUCAUUUGUCUUGUUUUUCAGGACUCCAGAUAAACUACGAUAUGUCAAAGCCAAAAGGAAGCAGGGUGGUCGAUAUCCAAGUACGCUGCGCAAAAUGCAAAUUCCCAGUUUAUGAACCACUCGAUAAAUCUGCUGUGUACAAAGUGGCCAUGACCGACUACAUAGCUGCCGGUGGAGCAGGGCUGACUGUCAUUAGGGAUAAGAAACUCUCCCACCAAUUUGGCAGCAUAGUCGACCAGCAAAUGAUGAUGAACUAUUUCAAGGCCAAGUCUCCCAUAAUGACUGGAGAAGAAAAUAGGAUCACCUUUGUGGAGGGAUCGGACGAAAAACCUACGAUAUGCGGAGGCGGAGGAAACUUACAGGCUGUGAAUAUGCUUUUAGCCCCUCUCGCUGCUUUUGCAUCGUUAGUUGUAAAACACGUAAUCUAGAGACCAGGUUUGACAGCUACUGCAACUCGUAAGCAUUGCUUGAAGCGAAUGUGGUUCGACUAUGGCAGACGUAAUCAGUAUAGUUAGAUAGUAAUGUUUCCAGCUUAUAAGUUGCGAUGCCAUAAGCAACUUCAUCUAUGCGUGCCUUAAUUGUAGAGCCAGAGUGAUGAUAUAUAAGCAGACGAGAAUUUAAAUUUGCACGAAAAAAAAAUUGCUUGCAGAUGCACGAUUUACUGUCGAGUGCGUUAUUUCUGUCAAUUCCUCGCAGUAGUCUCAGUUUCUCGUCUGCUCUCGCAAUUCUAGUUGGAGUCUAGUUUCGAGCAACCUUAUUAAUCAGCUUGCGUAGAUUAUUUACUACCCUUAAGCCAGGUUCAGACGCCCAACUUUCAUGAGCCGAACCUGAUUCGAAUUAAGGCCGAUCCAAAUUAUUUCGUUUGGCCGAAUUGAUUCAGACGCCGAUCUUAAUUCCAGCCAAAGUAAAUUCAAAAGGGGAAAAAUGCUCAUUUUGGUCAAACUGCUUACAAAAAACGUUAUAUUUUAUAACGCAUUGAAACUUUCGCCAUCGAAUCGAAGCCGUUCCAAUGUCGAUCCAAAGUUAACCUGCGAUCAGGCGGUCCUUCUUCUCCCUUUUUUGGGAGACGAGGGGUCAGGGUACCCGUCCACCCACUUUCGCACUUUCCCCGAAAAAAAACACGGCCCGGCUAGGCGAGAAGAACGGUCGAGCCGUUCCAAAUUGAAACAGUAGCCGAAGUUUUCAUGUACUUAAUUCAAUGUAUAAGGGUCGGCUCAUGAAAAGUUCGGCGUUUGAACGCGCCUUAAAUGAAGUGUACCAUAAGGGGCAUGUAUUUGUGAUGAUGAAAAAGGCCGCGUUUUUUUCAGGACAUAAGGAACUCGUUUUUCCAAUCAUAGUGCGCGCUAAUUUUAAUGUCUGUUCGGAGUACAUGUAUAUAUCUUAAGACUAUCUUACAUAGUGGUUGUUUUAGUGAAUUAUUAUCACCACGAAUAUUAUUAUGGCUUUUUAUGCCAGAUUGUACUUGGCUUUUAUAUAACAUUCCCAUUUUCAUCUAAAAACCAAUAAAGUUGUUGAAAAAAAUGUUUUAUUCGUCAAUAAUAACACGAACUUAGUGACACGAAAUGCCUGAACCCAUGGAACCCUACAAAGUCUCUUAGACGCCCUCACCUCUGAGCAAGGUCAAGCUCAGUGUAACUGGGCCAUUAAUUGGCUUUGUAAUUGAUGACAUGCCUCCUGCAUCACAAAAUUCAGUACAUUGUCGUUACUAAGGCCCGCCUACACAGAUCCGGACGCUUUUGAAAACGCACUGACAGUCACGGUACCUCUGGCCUUGCGGACACCCCGAUAAUACGGAAAGCAGCUUCAAAGCAAAAAAGAGUUGUAGAUAUUUGACUGAAAUAAACUUUCGCUACAGUCAACUCCCUUUGUAACGGAAACUAUAAGGACCUCGAGCUAGUGUCCCCUUUAGCGAGAGUCCGUAAAAGGGCAAAAAGCGUCAGAUAUUUUGCUAUCUGUACGAUUGCCUAAGAAAACAGUCGACAUUUCUCGACGCCAUCACUAGCUUCUCAGCGAAAUGACGUCCUACAAACAAGCGCGGAAAUUUCAUAUCGAUGACUCGCCACUACCCAGAUCUGGAUUGUGCUUCUGAUUGGUUGAGGCAAAUUUCCCGCGCGUCACGACCAAUCAAAAGCACUUACCAGAUCUCGGUAAUGGCACGUCAUUAGUUUAAAAUUUCUGCGCCUGUUUCACAGUCGUCAUUUCGCGGGUAAUAAAGACGAUUAUUCGAUUCGGCUCAUGUUGGUAUGAUCUGAAGAAUUCUGCAGAUCGAGGAGGGUGGAUAAUAUCCUCGCUCCGAGAUCUGCGUGAUUCUCUAGAUCCCUCGACUCUUUCCCGAUAUAUCUAGGAAAUAUUGAAGCGACUCUGCUAGGAGAGUAAUAAGUGUGAAAACGGGACGGAUUUCAUUAUAGACGAAUAAUCCGUCUGACUUUAAAUUUAUUCGUCUGUCUAUCCGUUUAAAAAGAAGAAUUUUGAAGACGUUUUGUUGGCAAGAGACGGAUAAUCCAUCUCAUGUAUGAAAACGGCCAAUGACUGACGAGAACUAUUCAGGGACCCGGACAAUAAUUAUGCCAAAAGAUAAAGCCUUUUGUCACGCUUGUAAUUGCAUAUCAUUUACUUCAUUGUCUUUAUUCUUUUUCUUGUCGUUGUUGUGCAACUUUUGACACUUUUUCAGACUUUUAUCUUAACUGAAGGAGAGACAGACAUCUCUGACUGACAUUACAUAACCUUGUGAACUUGCAUGUAUUAAAUUGCAACGUGUUUAAGUGUCGCGGAGCUUCUGGUUCAGUACAACAUGGAGGCUUUAGCACUAUUCAAAUCAAUCACCCUUGUGCUUUUGACAUUGUCUAUAUCCUCUCUGGCGCAAGGAUUUUCACUCACUCUUCUGCAUACAAACGAUAAUCAUGCGCGGUUUGAAGAAACAGACACCUACGGUUUCCUAUGCUAUCCUAAAGACGCUCAAGCGGGCAAAUGUUUCGGAGGAAUGGCUCGCAAAGCAACGAUGAUAAAAAAAAUUCGAUCCCAAUCGAAGAAUGUACUUCUCGUUUCCGGCGGCGAUGUCUUCACUGGAACUGUGUGGUAUCAAGUUUAUCGGGGAAAUGCUACCAGAACGUUCAUGAACGAGCUUGGAUAUGAUAUCAUGGUAAGUUUAGAAUGACCUAGUUUAGCUUCAUUUGCUAAGCGGACCACGUUUAUAUAAGUAGAGAACGAUUACAUUGCAAUUAAGAAUGUUCAUUUAGAAAAGAAAGUGCAAAUAUAUUUCACGGUGGAAUAAAUAAUUUUUCACAGUUUUUCAAAGUUUACGCUCGUGAACUUCAGUUUUUGUAUUGAAGCGUUCUUGGUAUUCCUUACUGAUGAAUUCUAACCGCGGAAAGAAACAGCUGUAUAAACACUCAGUGUUUCACCUGUUAAAAAAGGUUGAGCUCUCUUACAAAGCUAGCUUUGGUACGUUAUAUUAUUAUGUUAGACAUUGUUGUUAGCCAUGCUUCGCUUCGCCUCAAAUGCAUAUUCUUCGACAUAAUUACCGUUGUCAUUACUGUAAGAAAUCAGGCUACCAUUAACAAUAUUUAAAGAAAACUGAAAAACAAAACCGUAAAUCCACACGGGAAAAAUUUCUUCUUCCUAAACAGAACUUGAAAUCAAAAUUCCCAUAGAUAUCUGGCAAGAUAGCCUUUUCUUCAAAUGGUAGGUUUUCAAUGUUAAACAACGUUUCGUACGUAAAAAAACAGACGAGAAAAAAUUGCAUGCAAUUAAUGUCUUGCCUUCACACUGCCAAUAUCUAAGUGGAACAAAUUCUCUGAUGCCCUUUUCGUGCUAUGUCAUAAUUAACGACUCAAUUCUUUCUUCAACAGACCCUUGGAAAUCACGAGUUUGAUGACGGCGUUGACAACUUGGUGUCCUUCCUCAGCCAGCUGAAUUUUACAGUUGUGGUCUCAAAUCUAAACGUCACUCAGGAGCCAAAGUGGCCCAGCACACCUCCUCUGAUAGUCAAGUCUAAAGUUGUUAAUGUUGGCAGUGAGAGGAUUGGGUUUGUGGGAUAUGUACUGAAAGACACGCCACAGUAAGUUUUGUUAAUGAGCUGGUUGCGAAAGGGUGGACUUGAACAAAAUGUCGAGGCCAACUUAGGUAUAAAUCAUCUCAAAAUUUAAGAGCAGGGAUGGGGUUUUUGAUAAGCAACAGUUUUGGUAGCAGGAAACGCUUGUAAACUGUAGUUAUCAUGGCGAGCAUUUACGACAAUUUUCUCUCAGCUCCACCAAUGUCUCUGCAGAACUGACGGUAGAUUCGUAUCCUAAGCCCCCUUUAUUAGAGAAACUUGAUUUUAUAUAACGUUUACUUAGCAAAGCUCAAGUGCUUCUAAAAACGCCAAAACAGCUAGAAAUUUACUUAAGGUGGCUCGAUACAGUUUUUCAGGGUGAAUACCUCCCAAGUGUGAGCGUGAACUACGUCGCCAUUUACAAAGAUUUGGAGAAAUUAACAGCACAGUUGUCUUAGAUAAAGAUGAAACUUUGUUAUGAUCAGGGUUGCAAUGACAUCGGAGUUGACAUAGCAACGAAAUGACGCCAUUACCUAUUUUACUUACAGCAGUAUUUUUCGGCACUGGGAACUGUUCUUCCAAAAUCGUUCACUGGAGCUUUUUCUUCCAAUAGCCGCCUCGAUGUUCGUGAAGUUUAAGCGAAAUCUGUAAGAGCGUUAUCGUGAUAUUUUGGGAAGAAGUUUUUAUGGUUAGAAAUAAGGUAAAAAAUUGAUAAUCUUGAUGUUCGACUGUUAUAUGUACUAAACGAAGCGCUUUUAACAUGCAAUUUCACCUCAUACUAGUUUAAAUCUUUUUAAAAACGUGUGUGAAAGAUCAUGGAGAUACCUCCAGCCGAUUGCUAGAAAGAAGGAUUUGAUUGGUAUGUAUCGGGGCGUUCUUGUUAGCGGUAAUGUAAAAAUUUCAGUCUACUUUUUAAAUAAGCGAAUAAUUUUUAAACCGCUCGAUAAAUUUUUUAGAAAAUUUAAGAAUCUUGAGAUUAACCGUCCUUUUAUAUGACCUCUUAGUUUCAAGACUAUUGAUAUAUUGUAAGGCGGUAAAAUAAGGGCUACAAUACGCUAAUAUUUUGUCAGAAAUUUUGUGUUUACAAGUGUGAGUCUCUCAUUAUUCAGGGGUAUUGUCUCCAAGUUUCAUAUUUUCGUGCACAACAAUAGCUAGCAGUUUUGCAUAUGUCAAAUGCAUUGUUAUUUACUGCUGUUCACGUGAAAAUGAAACUUUGAGACAAUACCCCUGAAUAAUAAGAGACCCUCACUUGUAAACACAAAAUUUCUGACAAACUAUUAGUGAAUUAUAGCCGUUAUUUUACUACCUUACAAUAUAUCAAUAAUCUUGAAACUAAGAGGUCAUAUAAAAGGACGGUUUAUCUCAAGACUCUAAAAUUUUUGAAACAAUCUAUCGAGCGGUUUUAAAAUUAUUCGCUAAUUUGUUGAAGUGGACCGAAAUGUUUACCUUACCGCUAACAAGAGCGCCCCGAUACAUACUAAUCAAGUCGUUCUUUCUAGCAAUCGUCUGGAGGUAUCUCCAUGGUCUUUCACACACGUUUUUAAAAAGAUUUAAACUACUAUGACGUGAAAUUGCAUGUCAAAAGCGCUUCGUUUAGUACAGAUAAUCAUCAAACACCAAGAUUCUACAUUUUUUACCGUAUUUCUAACCAUAAAAACUUCGCCCCAAAAUAUCUCGAUAACGCUCUUACAGAUUUCGCUUAAACUUCACGAACAUCGAGGCAGCUAUUGGAGGAAAAAUCUCCAGUAAACGAUUUUGGAAGAACAGUUCCCAGUGCCGAGAAAUACUGCUGCAAGUAAAAUAGGUAAUGGCGUCAUUUCGUUGCUAUGACAACUCCGAUGUCAUUGCAACCCUAAUCAUAACAAAGUUUCAUCUUUAUCUAAUACAACUGUGGUGUCAAUUUUUCCAAAUCUUUGUUUAUGGCGACGUAGUUUACGCUCAAACUUGGGAGGUAUUGACCCUGAAAAACUGUAUCGAGCCACCUUAAUAACACUUAAUCACUUCUAGUGUUACAAACUGUACUUAGUGCAGCUGAAAAUGCUGGAAAUCAAUAGCAAGCUUUUGUGAUUCGAGGGCUUUUCCACUUCUCGCGCUCUACAAGAAUAGGCCCUAUGCAGCUAGCCAUUCAUGUGGUAGAAAACCGCCACGCUGGAGAGAAAAAGUUGCUCUGGGACAAGACCAACAAAAGGCACACAUAAUUUUGAAUGGUAACUUCCUUCGUUUGUCUUGUCCCAGUGAGACUUUUGCUCUCCAGCAUGGCGGUUUUGUAUCACGUGAAUGGCUAGCUGCAAAGGGCCUAUUGCUAGCGAUAUGUUUGAUUUCUCACCCAUUCCCCGAGAUCAUGUAAGGGAGUCCUAAAUCUGGGGCAUAUGCGAAAUUCGGAAACUUGCGACUUUGGAAGCCGGAAUACAGCUCAAGGAAUCCGGACUCCUACUAACGAUGGCAGAAUCCAAGACUGUCUUGGAUAAUUGCCUGACAUUGGGCGACAUUUCUCAUGAAGAAUUUGUAGCACAGGCUUCGAACAGGCUCUAUGCUUUCAGAUCUUGAGCAAAAAUCCAAAUUCCAACUGAAAGAUGCAUUCUUCCUCUGCAAUAUAGGUUGUCAAAACCUGGCCCAGGGCCCAAUAUUAAAUUCUUACCUGAGGUGGAGUCAGUGAGGAAAGCUGUGGAAGAACUGAAGCAACAGAACAUCAAUAAAAUCAUCGCCGUUGGUCACGCGGGUAUAGAAAUGGAUAAACGAAUAGCCAAUGAGGUUGAUGGAGUGGAUAUCGUGGUAGGAGGUCACACAAACACCUUUUUGUACACAGGUACUAAAGCUACACUAAAACGUACAAAAAAGGCGCAACAUUGCUGCCGCACGAGCUGAAAAGCAAGUUGCCGGGGCGCUAAAACGCGCAACAUGUACAGAUUUUGUUGCAAAAAGUAGAACUACCCUCUACUUUCGUCAAAUAACAACUUUUUGCAACGUUGCAAUUCCUAGCAAAUUUCACGUCGUAGUGGGUAGUGACGGCUUAGAAAUGUACCGAAAAGUGUGACGAAUGUGCAAAGUCGUUGCGGUUAUCUGUUUUUGUUUUUAUCAAACUUAUUGCUUUUCUGACGUUCCCGUUCCAUAACCAUCGUCCUUGCUUCUGGACCUUUUUUAUCCAAACAGGGGCAGCCAUUUACAGCGUUUCCUUCACAACAGUGUUCAGUGGUUAAGACAAUUAUCUGCGAGUGACGCUUUGCAUAGCUGAGUCGAUCCACUAAAGAAUCCAACCAGUUUUAUUCGGACCAUCAGCAACAACAGUUUCUUAUAACAUGCUCAUGAGAUGUUUAGUGUCAUACGAAUUUUUAUUACUCCAGAUUUAUGUUAGUAAAUUGUUUUUUAUAUAAUGGCUGUCUUUCGGAAGGGUUUUCCGCCAUAUACCGGGACACGGGACACGGGACACGGGAUUUGACUGCUACCGGGAAGCCGGGCUGGCGAAAAUUUCGGCAUAGGAUGGGUAAUUGGGAUAGUAAACGAUAUUCCGGAUAGCGAUGACACAAGAUUGAGAUGCAGGAUUCUCGUGAAAAAGUAGAAUUUGGAAUCAGAAACGCCCUUACUAGUCACUUUACAAUGUAAGCCCGCCCUAAGCGUUAAUGUGUCAAGAGUGUCUAAUUGCAAGCUUCUUCCUUUGUUUCAAUCAGGAGAGCCACCCUCAACAGAAAUACCUUACGGUAAAUACCCCCUGGAGAUAAGGCCAAAGAGCAACCCACUGUCCAAGAAGGUACUGGUGGUUCAGGCGUUUGCUUACGGAAAAUAUCUUGGGAAUCUGACGGUUGAUUUUGACGACAAUGGCGAUUUGACCUCGUGGUCUGGUAAUCCAAUACUGUUGGACAAUUCUGUAGCCAAAGACCCAGCGGUUCUGAGACAGGUUGAGCAGUGGAAGACUGAGGUGGCUAAAGUUUCAGAGGUAAGGACUGAUAUUAUUUUAAAUUCUUUUCUGGUGAUCUUUGCCAGCUUAGACCGACCGAUACCUCAGAAUGAUAUCACUAUAAUGCAAUUCUAGAGCUCUGAUUAGCUUAGCCAUCUUGGUAUGAGCCAUUAUACCACGCUCUCCAAAUAUGGUAACUGUACGCGUUUGUUCAAAAUUAAAAACAAGCUGAAAAUCUGUUGUUUUUACAAAUAAAGUCGGGAAGAAUUCUCUAUAUUUUGUGGGCGUUUUUAAUAAAACAAUAUUAUUUCACUCGCGCUUGCUGAAUAUGAGAUGAUUAUAACCAAAUCGGCGUUACGCGCCUGGUUUACUACUACCAUCUCAUAUCCAAGCAAAAUAAUUCAAUAAUUGUUAAAUAUAACUGGCGCCGUGACUGAGUUUAAGACAGUUAAGAACUGAGGAAGUCCACUUUUAUAAUUUUCAGUAUCUCAAAAUCGGGCGCUCUGUAGAUAAUAAAGUUCUUUUGUCCUGUUCUAUUGUGUUUGCAAACCAGACUACGAAACCUAAAGCAUAUAUCCGUGUCUUACGCGAUAAAGUAUGAUAUCGAACGAUGGAAUAUUGGUGUAGCCUGUUCCAGGCGCUCAUAUGAUAAGGAGAGAGCAAAAAACGAAGAGGAGGCGGGGGGGGAUGUAGGGAGAGGGGGCGAAAGACAAGCCUAAGUGGAGGAGAUAUUUAUGGAGAGAAUCAGUAUGGAUCAACAAAUUGUUUUGUAUUGCAGGUCCCAGUGGGUUCAAGCUUUGUUUUCCUGAAUGCAUCGAAACCAGGUUGCAUGCUCAAAGAAUGCAAUUUAGGAAACGUUGUCACAGAUGCCAUGGUCUUCCAUUACGCUAAUCUAUCAGCCAAUGAAGAACAGUGGACGGGUGCUAGUAUUGCACUUCAAAACAGCGGGAGUAUUACUACAUCUAUUGCCGUCAAUGCACAAGGUACGGCAACAGGUAUCCUUAUGAACACAAGCUAUGCGCUUCGAUUUAAUCGUCAUUUUUUGACGCUGGCUGGGAUGUAACCUGCGAACGGAAGACGUUUCUCCCUGCUCAUCGCCUUUAAGGGGCGUUUCGCAAAACGUCACUCAGCGGCGAUGAGCGAGGAGAAACGUUUGCCGUUCGCAGGCUGGCUGGGAUGAGAACUCAACGGAUGUCAAGAGAAAAGGCGGACUACAAUAAUAAUAAUAAUAACAUUUAUUUAUACCGCGCAAAUUCAACUAUACAGUUUUCAAAUGCGCCUUACAAUUAAAGAUCUAAAAAUAUACCUUACAAUUAAAGAUCUAAAAAUAUACCGUAAAACAAACAACAAAAAAAACAAAAAAAAAAUUACAACAUUAAAUUACAACAUUAUAUCAGAAAAGGCUUUUUUAAAAAGGUGAGUCUUCAAAUUACGUUUAAAAACUUGAAAAUCGGAGGUGCAUCUAAGAUCUAACGGAAGAUUAUUCCAUAGUUUUGGUGCGGCGGCUACAAAGGCUCGGUCACCAAGAGUAGGGAGAGUCCUAAAGUUAGGAUUUGAAAGCAGAUAUUUGUUAUUUGAUCUGAGGCUGUAGGAAGAAUUAGGUUUAAAAUUAACGAGAGAUGAUGCAAGCAGUCUAUUUAAUGUGAUCAAUGACUAAGGAAAGUAAGGUUGCUCAGUAUACACGUGCGCGAUUUUAGUCUUCUUCUUUGCCAAGGAGACAAUCAAACAAACUAGUUAAAUCUUGAAGCUUGUAGAUGUCGCCCUGCCUCGUCCCCAGAAGUCCUUCUUUGCCCUCGUAUUGCACACUUGGUGUCUUACGACUGAUGCACCGCCAGCCUUACUUAUUAUAUCCAUCCCAUCACCCAUGACCCUCGAACAUUCUCCCAUCCACGCGAUGGUAGCGUCUGGUGACAUUGCACCAGAUCGCUGCAGUAACCAACUUCAAGCGCCGGAAAAUGCUGUGAACAAGUUGUUGGUUAACUUCUGAUUGGCUGAGAAAGUCGCACGAUAUUCUUUAGACAAUCACAAAUCGUGGCGAUGCAAAAUUAGUCUGAAAUGUCUCACGUCUCCCACCCUCCCACCCCCCCCACGGGUUACGGAAUGGAGACGUAUGACAUUUUAUAGCCUGCGAAAACAUCCGUUUCUCCUCGCUCUUCGCUGCCGGGGACGUUUCGUGCGAAACGCAGGCUAGACAUUUUAGACUAAUUCAAAAUCUAAAAAAUCAUUGGUUUUCUUUAACUCCUCAUUGAAAACAGGUCAUAUCCUCGAGUCAGCGCAUUUAAACUCUGCGGCUUCUUUAAACACCCAACUUGCUGUAAUUGUUUUAAAGGGAACCUCCACUUCAACAAAAAGAUAACUUUAAAUCACAGGAAAUAACUGUUACAGUCAAGUCAAUCUAAAAUAUUUUUAAAGAAAGCGUUUGUAUCCGAAAGAAAUAACUUUUAGAUUCGCCUAUUUUUGUUUUCAAAUUUUGCGGGCGUCGCCAUCUUGAAUAAUUGUGACGUGUAAUGGUUGCCCUAUUGUUCUUAAACAAAAGCUCUUUGUGUCAGAACAAUAGAGCAACCGUAACACGUCACAAUUAUUCAAGAUGGCGGCGCCCGCGAAAUUUGAAAGUGAAAAUAAGCGAUUUUAAAAUCCACUUUUCCUGAUAUAAACACUUUUUUUAAGACAAAUUUCGAACAAAUUUGUUUAUCAACAUAAUUUUAUUCGAUUUAAACUUAUUCUGUAGUAAGAGUGGAGGUUCCCUUUAAUUCGAAAGAAAAUCUCUCUGAAGUUAUCACCAACUUGCUUCGACCACAAAAUAUACAUUUUUUUCUCUCUAAUUUAUUUAGAUACGAUAACGUAUGGGCACAUUUUAAACAGCUUCCCUUACAAGAACACGGUAGAUCUGGUGGAAUUAAAAGGAACGGACCUGCUCAAGGUUUUUGAGCAAGUUGCAUCUAUGUACAGUAAAAGAAAGCCUAGUGUAUCGUUCCUACAAGUUUCAGGUAUACUAUUAUUUAUUCACCACUCUGAUAGAAAUAGGGUUUGCUUAAAUUGAGGCUUUAAAAGCAACCACGCAGCAAUAGCAGGGAAAACGUCAUUUUAAAAAGUGAAUUGGGGCUGUUUCAAACUUCAUCGCGAUUAUUCCAUUCCGUUCAAUUUGUCAAAUUAGGCGAACGUUUCUGGAUUUGAAUUCUUAAGGCCGUAUGCAACUGGAAAGGGAGAAAAAAAGAAAUGGUCGUCUUUUGCUAACGCCCCAUUUAUAAUGGAGAAAUCUUAUCCCGUGAAUUAUCCCGGUAGAAGGCCCUUACUCGUCCCCAGUCGUCUUCGCUAACACGCGCGGCGGGAACACGGAGAGAUACCCGAGCUUCUAUGAGCGAGCCACCUUUCAAUACAUUUCCUUACAAAAUUCGGCGAACCGUUUACAUGAGAAACAAAAAGUUGGCUCAGUUAAAACUGGGCUUGUUUGACAGUAGGCAGGGUCAGUCAACUCGGUCAAGGCGAGACAAUCCCGCAGAGUGUGCGCGAGCACUGUUUCAUCAUAUAAGCGCUCCGCCCCGUAAGUUGACUUCGCUGGGUGAUGACCCUUCUUUCUCGAUAUGAAGAGGGUGUAACUUCCUUCGUAAACGUGAAAUUAGCAAAUUUCACCUUCUAUUCGUACGGUGACGAAAUAGAAAUGUACUAAAAAGCAUAAUGCACGUGCAAAGUUUCUUGUUGCCCAACCAUAAACGUCUGCACCUCCAGUAAAUAAGCCCGCUUGUAAGAAAGGGGUUCGAUGUUCCAAGGACAGUUGUUGACGCAUACUUUACUUACCAGGCCUCCAAAUAAAGUACGAUAUGACAAAGCCGAAAGGAAGCAAAGUAGUGGAUAUCCAAGUACGCUGCGCCAAAUGCCAAGUCCCAGUUUAUGAACCACUCAAUCUUUUCGCUGUUUACAAAGUAAUUCUGUCGUCCUACAUGGCAAGGGGUGGAGCCGGGCUAAGUGUUAUCAAUGAAAAGAAAGUCUCCCAUCAAGUGGGCAACAUAACGGACGAUGUUCUUAUGAUGAACUAUUUCAAGGCCAAGUCCCCCAUUAUGACUGGAGAAGAGAAUAGGAUCACCUUUGUGAAGGAAGACGAGAAAAAGCCCUCGGUAUGUGGUGGCGGCGGAAGCUUACAGGCUGUAAAAAUACUUUUAGCUCUCGCUGUUUUUGUAUGUUCAGUUGUAAAACAUAUUAUUUAGUAAGUUGGCUCGACUGCUAGUCCGCGCCAUGAACAAUGCACUGUUGAAAACUAAAACAAGGACAGUUAAAGUGACAGCAAUAGUACAAUUGCAUGAUGACAUCAUUUUACAACAACUCCCAGCAUCUUUCAGUUUGUUGUAUUCUUGUGCAAAUUAGGACUAUUGUUUCCUUAAACCUCAGCAGGAUUGAGAAAUUUAAAUAAGAAAAGGUAAUCAAAGAAAGACUAUCGUCAACUCGUAAGAACGUUGUUUAGAAAAUAAUCACAUGGUUAUCAACUCUGAUUUCCCC
Molecule: messenger RNA, 21325 nt
Organism: Porites lobata
Lineage: Eukaryota; Metazoa; Cnidaria; Anthozoa; Scleractinia; Poritidae
Source: the annotation of a GenBank genome assembly